Lycium ferocissimum is the source of this 1041-nucleotide messenger RNA. Its product is annotated as cytosolic sulfotransferase 12-like. The transcript has a single exon. NCBI's taxonomy places the organism in Eukaryota, Viridiplantae, Streptophyta, Magnoliopsida, Solanales, Solanaceae. The coding region runs from base 12 to 1019 and encodes 335 amino acids. Gene Ontology annotation, cellular component: cytoplasm. Gene Ontology annotation, molecular function: sulfotransferase activity. The record is from RefSeq and is a predicted model, not a curated record. Gene Ontology annotation, biological process: sulfation.
UCCUCAAAACCAUGACAACAUCUCAAACUUCUCCACCACCUCCUCCAAAAUAUUUACAAGAGGAUGGACUAAGUGAAGAGUGUAAGAAAUUGAUCUCUACCCUACCAAAAGAAAGAGGAUGGCUUGCAUCACAUAUCUACAAUUAUCAAGGUUUUUGGACAUCACCAAAAUUACUUCAAAAUGUGAUUGCAUGUCAACAACUAUUUCAAGCUCAAGAGAGUGAUAUCAUCCUUGUUACAAUCCCUAAAUCAGGAACCACUUGGUUAAAAUCGCUUUUAUUUGCUCUAGUGAGUCGAAUAAAAUAUCCUUUUUCAAAACAAAAUCACCGUUUAUUUAUCAAGAACCCUCAUGAUCUUGUUCCGUUCUUGGAGAUUAAACUCUAUGCUGAUGGACAAGUCCUUGAUUUUUCAUCCUUCACUUCACCUAGACUCUUGUCAACUCAUUUGCCCUAUGCUUCAUUGCCAAAAUGUAUCCAUAAUUCAAGAACCAAACUUGUUUACUUAUGUAGGAAUCCUAGGGACACUUUUAUUUCUAUGUGGCAUUUCACAAAUAGUAUAAGACUUGAUUACACAGAUACCAAUUCUAUUGGAGAAAUGUUUGAUCUAUUUUGUAAGGGUGUGAGCGCUUAUGGUCCAUUUUGGAGUCACGUGUUGGAUUAUUGGAAAGAAAGCAUAGAAAAGCCUAACAAAGUGCUUUUUUUGAUGUAUGAAGAAAUCAAAGAGCAACCCAAGAUUCAGCUUAAACGCUUAGCUGAAUUCUUGGAAUGUCCAUUUUCUAUAGAGGAAGAAAAUUGUGGAGUGGUGGAUGAAAUACUAAACAUGUGUAGCUUUGAGAAUUUGAGCAAUUUGGAGGUCAACAAGAAUGGAAAAUUGUCAACUGGAGAGGAAAACAAAGCGUACUUUCGUCGAGGUGAAGUUGGAGAUUGGAAGAAUUACUUCACUAUAGAGAUGAGUGAGAAACUCAAUCAUGUUAUUGAGGAAAAGGUUCAAGGGUAUGGAUUAAGACUUUUGUACAAUUGAUCUAGCAUCAAUAUGUUUUAUG